AUGGCGCCCAAGAAAAAGCGCGGGCCGAGCGCGGGGAGCCAGCCAGGUGGUGCGGGGGGCGCGGGUGCCGAGCAGCCGCUGUCGGAGCGCGCGCAGUACCUGCAGCGCGAAUACGCGCUGCUUUCGGAGCAGCUGGAGGCCUGCGAGGACCGCGUGGACCAGGUGCUGCAGGAGAACGCCUUCCUGGACCGCGAGGCGCUGCGCCUGCGCGAGGAGAACCGGCUCUACGCCAGCUAUGUGAGCGCGCGCGCCCAGCGCUGCGCCAACGCCAUCGUCCGGCUGGACGAGCAGAACCGCGUGGACCUGGCGCAGAUCCACUGGCAGCGGGCGGAACUGGCCUCGCUCUACCACGGGCGCGAGGACGGGGUGCGCGCGCAGCUGCUGGAGAUGGAGGCGCGCGCGGAGCAGAUGGCGCGGCAGGUGCAGGAACUGCAGCCCUACAAGGUGCUGCAGCUGGAGCAGCUGGCCCGGAUCCGGGUGCUGGAGCGCGAGCUGCUGCAUAUGCGCGUGGAGCACACGCAGCUGCUCCACCGCGUGAAGCGGCGCUUCCAGGAGGACAAGGCGGCUUUCGAGCGCGAGGCGCGUCAGCGCGUGCAGUCCCUGGCGCGGCGCGCGGAGCGGGAGGCGGCGCGCGCGCUCGUUGUGCACACGCAGGCCAUCAAGGCGGACAACUGGCGCCUGCGGCAGGAGCUGCUGCGGCUGCUCCGCCGGACCCAGCUGCUGCACGACACGCGGCGCCAGCUGUUGGAACAGCGCGAGCAGCUGCACCGCGAGCACGAGGACACGCGGGACCUGGCGCGUGUGCACGGCUGGCUGCCCAGGGGCCCCGGAGGCCCGCCGCUCUGGCAGCCGCCGGCCUCCUCCCAGCCCACCUCGCGCCACGGCUCAUCAGCUGCUCCCAUAGACCCUUCGGACACCGCCUCCCAGACCCAGUCCUUGGUCCCGUCGCGCGCGACUUCCCGGGCUCCAUCCGGGGUCCCGUCGCGCGCGGCCUCCCGGGCCUCGUCCGUGGUCCCGUCGCGCGCGACUUCCCAGGAUCCGUCCGUGGUCCCGUCGCGCGCGGCCUCCCGGGCCCUCUCGUUGGUGCCAUUGAGCAUGGGCUCCAGGGUCCCAUCGCUGGCCGCCUCAAAGCUGGGCUCCCGGAUCCCAUCCCUGACCACGUCACACGCAGCUUCCCGGACCCUGUCGCUGCCGCGGUCACGCGAGGGCUCUCGGAUCUCUUCGCGGUCCUCAUUGCGGGUGUCCUCGGAGGACACUCUCCGAUCUACGAAGUCUGGCCCCAAGCUUCGCUCCAGCCUGACAUGGGAUCGGGAUCCCGCCCUUCCCCACCCACAGUCGGAGGAGAGCGUGAUCGCUGACGCUGCGGCAGAAGCCUCCUCCGGGAGAGCCUGAACCCGCAGGGGGGAGGCCCGGGAGGCCCUGGUGUGGGCGACCCUCGUGCGCAGGAGGCUUACUGGGAUAAUGCAAUCGUCAAUAAAGGUGUGGCCCCCAGACCGCUCUGACACCCACGUGCGCCCUCCAGCACUUCCCGCUGGCACCGGAGCCGGAGCCGCUCAUUCGUGCGUCCAGUUUCCAAGCUGCAAGGGAACUCAGCGCCUGCUUUCUCUGAGCGUCCUCUGGGCCCCCGCGCCCCUGCCCUCAGCGCGUCCCCGCCGCGAGCCGGCAGGCGCAGAGCAAGCCCCGGCACCCGCGGGCGCGGCCGGGCGAUGAGGCAGCAGCUGGCAGCUGGGCCGCACGGGGAGGCCCGGGAGGAGCGUGGGCUUCGUUCUCCGGCGCCAAGGGGAGAGAACGGAUGUUGAACCCACUGGAGUUUUUUAGUGACUUUAAAACUUUGAUCCAUACCUUCCAACUUAGAGAAAUUUGCAAGAAUAGCAGAGGGACCGCCGUGGACCUUU
Molecule: messenger RNA, 1895 nt
Organism: Cebus imitator (Panamanian white-faced capuchin)
Lineage: Eukaryota; Metazoa; Chordata; Mammalia; Primates; Cebidae
Gene: CCDC166
Product: coiled-coil domain containing 166
Exons: 2
Coding region: 1-1392 (463 amino acids)
Source: RefSeq, a predicted model, not a curated record